GCCAAUUCCCCUCCAGAUUCUACGUCGCCAGGGAUUGUGCCAGUUCUCCAGUUUGGACACGCCAUUCUGAGGGAUUCCUAAUUGAAAAUAUUUGCCAGAAUCGUUGCCUCUGGGAUACCAGGGAUGGCGGUUAUAAUAAGAAGAAAUUGAAGAGGAAGGCGUCCAACGAUAUAACGCUCCUUCUCCGUGCCCGUUUCUCUGAACUCUCCAAUGUUAAUGCUGAUCAGGUGAGGGCAAAAUACAACAUGAGAACCUCAGGAAAACUCAGGUUGCACCUAGUGGAUCAGCUAGAGGAUAUCAAUCAAAAUAGGAAUUAUUUGAUGCCAUGUCCUUCGUCAAGGAUACCAUGAACAUUUACCCCACACAGUCAAGCCAGAUCUUUUACACUGAGCCUCAAACAUGCUCAUCAGCAGUGAUGGAAAACUUUUCAAGUUUAGAGGAUCUUGAAAGAGAUUCACCAGGGUGUUUGGUGCUGGAACCCUCUGGUGUAUUUUCUGGUGCAAGUUCUCUAGACCAGGUCCCCAACACCAUGCACAUCUGGGUUGUUCUCGUCAUCACCCCCACCACCCUCACCCUCACCAGAGCCUCAACAGACACCAGCGAGUACUCCUUUUCAGCCAAAGGCAAAGAGGAGGAGGACUGCUGAUCCUCUUAAUGAACAGUGUCUAGAGGCAGUUAAAGUAUUGACAAAUGUGUUAAACCAGGACACCGAGGACGAUUUUUGUUCCCGUUUCGUAAAAUACAUAGAGAGUUGGAUGAGAGGAUUUCAUCCUGAUGUAAGGCGAAUAGUGGUAAACAAAGUGAAUUUGGUGAUAGCUGAAAUUGCUGAUAAGUAUGGUGCUAAACUGUAAAGUGGUAAAGAUGAUUUGUUACUGUGAUGAUGCACAGCUUCCCAGGUAUUCUUCUCUGACUUAAUUAUUACAAAUGCUAUAGAAAAAAAAAAACAACCUUGCUGUUAUAUAAACUGGCAAUACCAACGCUAAAUGAGUAGAGCAAUAUCUGUAUCUGUCGGCAUUUUGACAAUACACUCCAAAGUGCAUUUGGGCAAGAAUAAGCUUGAGAUGUUUCCUUUGACAACAAAUGGCGAUAAAUAAAAAAAUUGAUCCGAUUCUUUGUUUAACAGUGAUGGAAAACAAAUAAAAAUUGGUUUGGACUG
Messenger RNA from Penaeus vannamei (Pacific white shrimp), 1156 nucleotides. RefSeq lists its product as uncharacterized. The record is from RefSeq and is a predicted model, not a curated record. NCBI's taxonomy places the organism in Eukaryota, Metazoa, Arthropoda, Malacostraca, Decapoda, Penaeidae.